AAUAUGGCGUCGAACCAGACGAACGCAGACACAUAAAGUUGAAUGAAAUUUCUCAUUACCCAACCCAAAUAGCUUCCUUUGCAUUGCACUUUGCUAUUGUUCUAUAGCAUUGAUGGUAAUGCAUGCAAGGAAACAGCCCAGACUAAAUGAUGGGUAUGCUGACAGAAAAGACGCCCAUCUGCAUAAGGACAUGCAGUACAAUAGCAGUUUAUUUGCCGAUGACAGCGAUGACGAUGGACCACUUAGCAGCCGUAUUAGUCCCCGCAAUCAGAACAAGUCCUCUUAUACUGAGAGAAAUAAAGAAAAAAGAGGCUCCCUUAGCCUUGCAGAGAAGAAAGUCAGCCACUAUCUUGCCACAGGCAGCUUGGGCCGGCCAAUCCCCAUGGAAACUAGCUUUGCCUUUAGUGGAGAACCCAGCAGUGGUGUUCCAGACACAAGUCGACCAACAGCAUCAGCAGGUCAAAGAGCAGGUGCUCAGAGUGACAGGGGGAUUAAAGAAUACAACAACUAUCAAGGUUCAAAGACAGAAUAUAAAGGUUCCACACCUUCAUCCUCCUCUCAGCACCAAGAACACAGAAUCAGUUCCAAGCAGUAUCCUGGUGGAGAAUUCAAUAGCCACACAGAGAAAGCAUUGUCCUCAGUGUCCAACAAUGGGAAACAAAGCAUAUCCUCUAGCAAGGAGCAUGGCAAGGACAAGGAGCAAGUUCAGAAGUCGGCCAUUAGAGUAUGUGGUGACUGGUCAGAACACAUCAGUAGCUCUGGAAAGCGCUACUACUAUAACUGCAAAACAGAGGUUUCACAGUGGGAGAAACCUAAUGAGUGGAUCAGUCAAAUGUGCAAGACACCAGACCAUAGAUCUAAAGAUGGACGGCCAAAAUUGCUUUCUCAAUCAAAUGCAAACAAAAUCAGUGCUGAAAAUCGAGCCUCUCGACAUUCCAGUUCUAGUGAGCACCAGCCACUUGAGCAAGCCCGUGCACAACGCAAUAACAGUGGAGACAAUGCUUCCGAGUCUCAGCAUGGCAGGGAAACCCCAUUGUCAAAUACACACCAGCACUUCAGAGACAAUAGAGAAUUUAGAGACAGUCAACAUUUGUCCAGAGAGAAUAGUCGAGAUAGCAGCGGUCGGGACAUUAGAGAAAUGCACAAAUCAAGUGCAGAGAGGACUCGUUCGGGAGACUCUACAACAAGCAAUUCAUACCAUCAACACAAUCAGUUGGUACCUCAAAAAUCGGGUUCCACGCCUGGUGGGAACAAUGGUAUACCAGAUUUGCAGCAUACAGACAGCAAACGUUCACAGCAUGAGAGUCAUUUCUCAUCCUCUCAUGGGGAUUACAAAAGGUCUUGUAAUGAAUUAUCACGAAGAAGACGUACGGAUAGCCAAGGUUCUCAAAGAUAUCAUGAUACAGGACAAGGCCCCAUAGAUGACAUGGAAAUCUCCCCUUCCCCCUCUCCAUCUCCAUCAUCAUCGUAUCGUUCAUCUGCUGCUGGCACGCCUCAGCUACCCCCUACAAGUACUCCCAUUGCUACAUCAUCAACACCAGCACACAAUCCAGUUAGCACACCAGGAAGUGCCCACAGGUCUUCGUCACCUCAAGGCAAUCCCAUACCCACAUUAGUUAACAGACAGACUGUAAAUGAAAGUGGAACCUAUGAUAAAACUAUUCAACAGACAUUACAAGAAUUACAAAAGGCCUUGAGUAUGCAUAUACAUAGAGCUCAGCAAAACACUACUAACACAAGGUCAGCUCUGGUGCAACAACAAAUACGACACACCACCUGUGUUCCUUUGUCUUCUCAACAAGUAGCCCCACAACUCAACUACCCUGCAGGCCAGGGCACCCCUUUGGCACCUGGGCCCCCUAUGGGGGUCCACUCCCAACUUCAGUCCUUCUCAGGGCUGCCAGCCCAUGUCCAAUCUUCAGGAGUGGCUGCAGGUCCACAAGGAGAAGAAAUGGGUAGAACCAGCCCAGUGUCAGCUACCAGCUCUCGGAGCUCUUGUGGUAGCCCAACACCCAGUGACUCAAGUUCACAAAAUGCAGCCAUCACCUCCCAGGCAUUGUCUGCAGCUGCCUUAAAGCGGGAAGAAACUGCCAAAUUAACUGCAUCACUUAGUAACUAUUAUAAUGAAAAACUAAUAGGACAUGUACUAGGUUGGCAAGCAGACUUAGUAGAGAAACAGGCGGCUAAAUUGUGGGAGGAGUCAAUGGUUAAUGGAAGCUUACAAAUAAGUCAUAUAUCUGUCCAGUUAAAGCGUGCACGCUCACAGGUCAGGAUAGCUGAAAUCCAAUCUACAUUACAUGAACAAAGAAUAAUGUCAUCAGACCAACAGAGGCAAGAAAUAGAGAAUCUGAAAACUCCCUCUUCUUUUUUACCAUCAUGACAGCAGGCCCCUUGAAUGGGUCGGGAACAAAAUUUGGGGUGGGGGGUUGGGAUCUUAUUUAAAUGCUGGGCACAGGACAUAAUUGAGUGUAUGAGUGGUGAUAGAAAGAUUUCUAUAUUUUUUUUAAAGCUUGUAUGAUGAAAUCAAGCAUUUUAAAUAUGUAUGUAACUUGUUGAUGUGAUAAUGUUGAGUUUAUAUUUGAAAUGUUUCUUCAAUUUUAUUUGCACAGUUGCUUUAUUGGUGGACAAUCUUUAAAGAUAUUUAACUUUUUCUUUUUUUAAAAAUUACUUUCUAGGAUAUUUAAAAAUAUUUUUCACCAUAUGAUCUUGGCUGAAUCAUGUAAACAGGACCAUAGCUUUGUGUGCAAGAGAAAAUUCUGAAGAAUGUGUUCAUUGUAUUCCUCUAUGAUCAUGUCUGAAGGUGUGAUGGUGCAAUACACAUUUCUUCAUUUCUUUAGGAUUCUUUAAAACUCUGGUUUCAGAAGUAAUUUUAAUAAUUUAGCUUGUGAUUUAGAGUUAACUUAAUAAUUCCGAAUUGUAUUUAGAUGCAUUCUUUCUAUUUGUAAAGAUUGCAGCAUUACUUUAAUAUAGAUAUGUUAGCCCCCAAAAAAGUAACAGAGGGAAAAUUCUUUGAAGAAGUUUGUCACUCAUUUUUCUUGAGCUCACAGCCUGUGCUUUAUGUGUUGUCUGUAAAAGACGCUUCUGAAAAAAAAAGUGAUUUUUAUCUUUCCCACUUCAUAAUAGUGAAUAAAAUAUCUUGAACCAGUUAUCCAUUCUUAUUUCUUUAUGGUGCUGUAAACUAAGAUUUAUUUUAUUUUGAGAGUAUUUUGUAAAGUAUCAUCUGGGACCAGUAUCCAUUAAGCAAUCAUCUAAAUAUAAAGUUCUGUUAGCUUUUUCCAUAAUGUGCGUAACCUUGGUAUCGCUUUUCAGCAUUAGUGUUAGGUAUUUGUUUAGCUUUAAAUUCUUAUCUAUUUUAGGAAAAAAUAACUUAGAAAUUCAUCUACUAACCCACAAUAAUAGUGAAGGUUGUUUUUGAAUAGGCCAUUCAAAACUUCAAGUUAAAAUUUAAAAUAAAUAGCUAUGAUGAGGUAAUAACAUUUUUUGCCUUUUUUAAAUUUCAGAAUCUUAUAUAUUUGAAAUUAUUGUUUACUCAUUUGUAGACAAAUUAUAGCAAUAAAAAUUGACUAAAUUUAAAAAAAUAGAAAAAUUAACAUUUUUUAAAAUCACUUGUACAUUGUUUUUAUUAUCAAAUAACAAAUACAUACAACUUUAAUUGUUUUAAGGAUUAGCAAACUCCACAUGAAGUCCCUGUGAACAGCCAUUUGUACAUGCCCUUGUAAUUAAAUGAAGUUGCCAUGGAUUGUGCGUUGAGUUAGCAAAAGUGUUUGUAUAUAGUUUAUAUGAUUUGCCUACAAGUAUAAGAAAUGUUUUUUUUUGGAAUUAGAUUAGAUUAACAAUUUUUAAAAAUUAUACUGUAGCCUACACACUAUACAACAAUUAAAUGUAGGUUAAAUACUUUGUCAUAAAUCAGAACAAUACUCAAAACUUUUAUGAUAUGACAGUGUUACUAUUUUCUAAACAUAAUGGUAGUUAUUUUUUUUUCAAUCAAACAUUUUUUUAUCUGAAGGAAGUUAAAUCAGAUCUGUUAGGACAUAGUACAGUGCUUUUGUCACUGUUCUAGUGUUGAACCAUGUUUAUACCUCAUUUCUCAUUCACUUAUUUAUUCUCAUUUUCACUUCAGUAUCUGUGGGCUUAUCUGUUGGGAGUCCACAUAUACAAGUGGAUUGUUUUUUGUUUGUUGCUUACAAUUUAAGCACUUUAACCCUGAAAUAAUUUGGAAAAAACAUUUCUGAAUUUAUUUAUUUGUAUAAGAUCAUUAAUUUUAUAUGGUACUAACUAAUAGUUUUAGAUAUUUUAAAUAGCGUAGCAGGUGUAAUUUAUGUUUAAAGAAACAUUGCCACAUUUAGACUGAUCAAGUUGAACAAUACGCAUUAGCUACACUUUGCAGUAUUGGAAUUGAUCAAAACAGUUGCUUAAAGGAUCUCCUACUCAGUUUGUUUUCCAUAAUACAAGCAGCUAAUGAGGAAAUUAAAACAUUAGUUUUUACAUCAAGUGAAAUGGCUGUUAUUUGUUUGCUAGUAUUUUAAUCUAUUACUUUAUGAACUCUGCAUGCUUGUAAUGUUUGUGUAUAUUUUUUAUAUUAGCUCUGUAAAUAUCACAUGGCCCUAUUGUUAGUUUAUGUUUAUUAUAUUUCUUGAGAUGACUUUAAAUUCUACUUUUUUGGGGGAUUGCAUUCACUAAACCUACUGUAACCAUCAGCUGAAUACACACAGUAAUGAUAUCACUGAAACAAGCCAUGAUCCAAAUGUAUACAGUGCAUACACAGUUCUUAUCCCAUGUAUUUAAUAUUGUUACUAUUAUAAAUAUUCAUUUACAACUUUGUUUUUAGUCAAAUUUGCUUGGCACUGUGGCCACAGAAAUAAGAUUGUGAAUAAAAUUACUUUGAACUUUUA
Physella acuta is the source of this 4892-nucleotide messenger RNA. RefSeq names its product WW domain-containing adapter protein with coiled-coil. The record is from RefSeq and is a predicted model, not a curated record. Lineage: Eukaryota; Metazoa; Mollusca; Gastropoda; Physidae. Gene Ontology annotation, molecular function: chromatin binding; RNA polymerase II complex binding. Gene Ontology annotation, cellular component: nucleus. Gene Ontology annotation, biological process: regulation of autophagy; positive regulation of TORC1 signaling.